AGUAAAACAUUCAGUCAACCCGGUGAUCUCUGGAGACAUAAAAAAACUCACAGUGGAGGGAAACUCUAUGAAUGUAAACAAUGUAGGAAAACAUUCAGUUUUUCCAGUAAACUUCAGACACAUGAAAGAACGCACAGUGGAGAGAAGCCCUAUGAAUGUAAACAGUGUAGUAAAGCAUUCAGUGUUUCCAGUUCUCUUCGGACACAUGAAAGAAUCCACAGUGGAGAGAAACCCUAUGAAUGUAAACAAUGUAGUAAAGCCUUCAGUGUUUCCAGUUCUCUUCGGAUACAUGAAAGAAUCCACAGUGGAGAGAAACCCUAUGAAUGUAAACAAUGUAGGAAAACAUUCAGUUGUUCCAGUAAACUUCAGACACAUGAAAGAACGCACAGUGGAGAGAAGCCCUAUGAAUGUAAACAAUGUAGUAAAGCCUUCAGUGUUUCCAGUUCUCUUCGGAUACAUGAAAGAAUCCACAGUGGAGAGAAACCCUAUGAAUGUAAACAAUGUAGUAAAGCCUUCAGUGUUUCCAGUUCUCUUCAGAUACAUGAAAGAAUCCACAGUGGAGAGAAACCCUAUGAAUGUAAACAGUGUAAGAAAACAUUCAGACUAUCCAGUUGUCUUCGGACACAUGAAAGAACACAUAGUGGAGAGAAACCCUAUGAAUGUAAACAGUGUAGGAAAACAUUCACACGAUCCUAUCAUCUUCGGAUACAUGAAAGAACGCAUAGUGGAGAGAAGCCCUAUGAAUGUCAACACUGUAGGAAAACAUUCAGUCGUUACAGUACUCUUUGGAAACAUAAAAGAACUCACAGUGGAGAGAAACCCUAUGAAUGUAAACAAUGUAGGAAAGCAUUCAGUUGUUCCAGUUAUCUUUGGUCACAUGAAAGAACUCACAGUGGAGAGAAGCCCUAUGAAUGUAAACAGUGUAGGAAAACAUUCACACGAUCCUAUCAUCUUCGGAUACAUGAAAGAACGCAUAGUGGAGAGAAGCCCUAUGAAUGUCAACACUGUAGGAAAACAUUCAGUUGUUACAGUAAUCUUUGGGGCCAUAAAAAAACUCACAGUGGAGAGAAACCCUAUGAAUGUAAACAGUGUAGGAAAACAUUCAGUCGAUCCAGUCAUCUUCAGACACAUGAAAGAACUCACAGUGGAGAGAAGCCCUAUGAAUGUAAGCAGUGUAAUAAGACAUUCAGUCAAUCCAGUCAUCUUCGGACACAUAAAAGAACUCACAGUGGAGAGAAUGUCUAGGAAUCGAAACAAUGCAGUAAAGCCUUUGGUGAUUCCUCUACUCAUCAGGUACUUGAACUCACAUGGAGAGCAAGCCUAUGAAUAUAGAUGAUGCAGUGGAACAUUCAGUCAUUUCAGUCAUCUUUAAUCACAAGAAAUAAUGCACAAUGGAGAGAAACCCUAGUAAUGUAAUAUAGACAAUACAGAAAACCUUUCAGUUCUUCCACUACUCAUAGAGCAUAUGGAAAUAAGCCCAGUGUUACUUAAACAGUGACCUUGGUAAUCUUCAGUCACAUGAAAGUGCUCACAGUACAGAGAAAACAUUAAGUAAAAUUUUAAAAAUAAUUAGAGAUCAUAUUUUCUUUUUUUUAAUUAUUAUUUACUCCCUUUUGUUGCCCUUGUUGUUUUAUUGUUGUAGUUAUUAUUAAUGUCGUUGUUGUUGGAUAGGACAAAGAGAAAUGGAGAGAGGAGGAAAAGACAGACAGGGAGAGAAAGAUAGACACCUGCAGACCUGUAUCACCACCUGUGAAGUGAUGCCCUUGCAGGUGGGGAGCUGGGGACUCGAACUGGGACCCAUACACCAGUCCUUGCGCUUUGCACACCACAUUCACUUAACCCACUGCACUACCGCCCAAAUCCCAAGAUCAUAUUUUCUUUUUUUUUUUUUUUCCCUCCUCCAGGGUUAUUGCUGGGCUCGGUGCCUGCACCAUGAAUCCACCGCUCCUAGAGGCCAUUUUUUCCCCUUUUGUUGCCCUUGUUGUAGCUUCAUUGUGGUUAUUAUUAUUGCCCUUGUUGACGCAAUUCGUUGUUAGAUAGGACAGAGAGAAAUGGAGAGAGGAGGGGAAGACAGAGAAGGGGAGAGAAAGAUAGACACCUGCAGACCUGCUUCACCACCUGUGAAGCGACUCCCCUGCAGGUGGGGAGCCGGGGGCUCGAACCGGGAUCCUUACACCGGUCCCUGCGCUUUGCGCCACAUGCGCU
Molecule: messenger RNA, 2205 nt
Organism: Erinaceus europaeus (western European hedgehog)
Lineage: Eukaryota; Metazoa; Chordata; Mammalia; Eulipotyphla; Erinaceidae
Product: zinc finger protein 709-like
Exons: 1
Biological process (GO): regulation of transcription by RNA polymerase II
Cellular component (GO): nucleus
Molecular function (GO): RNA polymerase II cis-regulatory region sequence-specific DNA binding; DNA-binding transcription activator activity, RNA polymerase II-specific
Source: RefSeq, a predicted model, not a curated record